AUUGAGAGACUCAGAUCAGUGCUUCAUUUUUAUUGCUAAAGUGUACGCUACAGACUUCCGGAAACACUUCCGCUUCCGGCGGGCUGGUUGCCUAGAAACCAGCAAACGCCCCAAUCCCGGCCGUUAUGGCGGGGCUGAGCAGCGCCCAGAUCCCCGACGGGGAGUUCACCGCCGUCGUGUACCGGCUCAUCCGCUACUCCCGCUACGCCGAGGCGGUGCAGCUGCUGGGCGCAGAGCUGCAGCGGAGCCCCAGGAGCCGCGCCGGCCUGUCGCUGCUGGCCUACUGCUACUACCGCCUGCAGGAGUUCGCGCUGGCCGCGGAGUGCUAUGAGCAGCUGAGCCAGCUGCACCCGGAACUCGAGCAGUACCGCCUGUACCAGGCCCAAGCCCUGUACAAGGCCUGCCUUUAUCCAGAGGCCACCCGGGUCGCCUUCCUUCUCCUGGACAACCCUGCCUACCACAGCCAGGUCUUGCGCCUGCAAGCUGCUAUCAAGUACAGUGAGGGUGACCUUCCAGGGGCCAGGAGCCUGGUGGAGCAGCUGCUCAGUGGGGAAGGGGGAGAAGAGAGUGGAAGUGAGAAUGAGCCAGACGGUCAGGUCAACUUGGGUUGUUUGCUGUACAAGGAGGGACACUAUGAAGCUGCCUGCUCUAAGUUCUUUGCAGCCCUGCAGUCUUCAGGCUACCAGCCUGACCUUUCCUACAAUCUGGCACUGGCCUAUUAUAGUAGCAGACGCUAUGCCCCAGCUCUGAAGCAUAUUGCUGACAUUAUUGAGCAUGGGAUCCGUCAGCACCCAGAACUUGGUGUGGGCAUGACCACUGAAGGCAUUGAUAUUCGAAGUGUUGGCAACACUUUAGUCCUCCACCAGACUGCUCUGGUGGAAGCCUUCAACCUCAAGGCAGCCAUAGAAUACCAACUGAGAAACUAUGAGGUAGCCCAAGAAACCCUUACUGACAUGCCACCUAGAGCAGAGGAAGAGUUGGACCCCGUGACCCUGCACAACCAGGCACUCAUGAACAUGGAUGCCAAGCCUACAGAAGGGUUUGAGAAGCUACAGUUUUUGCUCCAACAGAACCCCUUCCCCCCAGAGACUUUUGGCAACCUCUUGCUGCUCUACUGUAAGUAUGAGUAUUUUGACCUGGCAGCAGAUGUCCUGGCAGAAAAUGCCCAUUUGACUUAUAAGUUCCUCACACCCUAUCUCUAUGACUUCUUGGAUGCCAUGAUCACUUGCCAGACGGCUCCUGAAGAAGCUUUCAUUAAACUUGAUGGCCUAGCAGGAAUGCUGACUGAGCAGCUUCGAAGACUCACCAAACAAGUACAGGAAGCAAGACACAGAAGAGAUGAAGAAACUGUCAAAAAGGCAGUGAAUGAAUAUGAUGACACUCUUGAGAAAUAUAUUCCUGUGUUGAUGGCCCAGGCAAAGAUCUACUGGAAUCUUGAAAAUUAUUCAAUGGUAGAAAAGAUUUUCCGCAAAUCUGUGGAAUUCUGUAAUGACCAUGAUGUGUGGAAGUUGAAUGUGGCUCAUGUUCUGUUCAUGCAGGAGAACAAAUACAAAGAAGCCAUUGGUUUCUAUGAACCCAUAGUCAAGAAGCAUUAUGGUAACAUCCUGAAUGUUAGCGCUAUUGUAUUAGCAAACCUCUGUGUUUCCUAUAUUAUGACAAGUCAAAAUGAAGAAGCAGAAGAGUUGAUGAGGAAGAUUGAAAAGGAGGAAGAGCAGCUGUCCUAUGAUGACCCUGACAGGAAAAUCUACCAUCUCUGCAUUGUGAAUUUGGUGAUAGGAACACUUUAUUGUGCCAAAGGAAAUUAUGACUUUGGUAUCUCUCGAGUUAUCAAAAGCUUGGAACCUUACAGUAAAAAGCUGGGAACGGAUACCUGGUACUAUGCCAAAAGAUGUUUCCUGUCCUUAUUAGAAAACAUGUCAAAGCACAUGAUAGUGCUUCGUGACAAUGUUAUUCAAGAAUGUGUGCAGUUUCUAGAACACUGUGAGCUUUAUGGCAGAAACAUACCUGCUGUUAUAGAACAACCCCUGGAAGAAGAAAGAAUGCAUAUUGGAAAGAAUACAGUCACAUAUGAAUCUAGACAGUUAAGAGCUUUGAUUUAUGAGAUUAUAGGAUGGAAUAUAUAGAUAAGGUAUUUUAUCAUAAAGCCUUCUAUAUCUCACAUUUUGUUUUAUCCCUGGGUUUUGGCCUCUUUACAUUUGCUACAUGUUGAACUUUGUACACUUUCAAACAAGAGAUACAGCUUUUGAAAAUCUUCACAAAAUGUAAUUUAAUAAAACCUUUUGAAAUGUAGAAGGAUUUAUGAAAAGAAAGCUGAAGUUUGGGGCAUAUACAUCUAACAAUGUUUAUAAUGCCUGUGUUUUGUGUCUUUCACUCAUUUUGGGGGGGGACUCAUAUCUUCACAGAAUCCUGUAUGACAACACAUCUUCAUCCAGGAACUAAACACUAUUGAGAAUUCAGUAAAUAUAUAGUUCAUCUGGGUCUUAAUUCAUUUCAGGAUCGUGUUGUACUGCACCUUCCAUGAUUAUAUUAAUGCAUACAGCACAGGUUUUCAUAACCUAAGAUAUUGCAGUAGGUUUCUAAUACAGAUGUAAUGCUUUGUCUCACAAAAAUUUUUCAUGUUGGUAAUGGUUUUUCUUAGAAUGUACAAAAUUCAGUGGAAACCCUUGUGCUGUAACAAAAUUACGCUGCUAUGGUAUGUAGAUAAUAAAC
Molecule: messenger RNA, 2709 nt
Organism: Sciurus carolinensis (gray squirrel)
Lineage: Eukaryota; Metazoa; Chordata; Mammalia; Rodentia; Sciuridae
Product: tetratricopeptide repeat protein 30A-like
Exons: 1
Coding region: 126-2123 (665 amino acids)
Biological process (GO): intraciliary transport
Cellular component (GO): intraciliary transport particle B; axonemal microtubule
Molecular function (GO): intraciliary transport particle B binding; protein binding
Source: RefSeq, a predicted model, not a curated record